AGUUCAGGGAGGGACAUGAGAAAGGAGGAGAAGGGUUUAAAAAGCAGACCUCCUUCCCAGUUAAUGACAGUGUUGCGAGAGGCUCAGCUUUGUGCGAAGGACGAACACUGCAAAGAUCAGAUUGUAAUCUCAGACUCCAGCUUCAGAGCAGAUAUGUCUUUCUUCACAACUGUGGCACUCCUGGUUUUUCUGGCUAUUGCUGUGGGUACCAGUCAGGGGGAUCCAGGAGUGCCUCAUCAAUGUCAGUGCAUCGAGAAGGAGCGUAAGCCCAUCGGACGGAAUAUAGAAAGGGUGGAGGUGAUCCCUGCCAACCUUCACUGCUCAGAAACUGAGAUUAUUGCCACUCUUAAAAACACUGGGAGAGAGGUCUGUCUGGACCCUAAAGCUCUGUGGGUCCAAAGAGUGCUCCAGAGAGUUUUGGAAACCACACCUUGAAGAAUUACGGACCGGGACACGUUUUCGCAGGAAGGGUUCACGUGACAGCGGUUGUGCCUAAAAAUCGUCAACACAACAAUGAGUGCGGACACAAACAAGUCUUUAUUCUGAAGAGUGUUACACUUUCAAAGAGCUGUUUUUAAAAGCGAUUAAAAUACUUGUGUGAUGGAAAUUUGACCUGGUGAGACUACUGAAAUAAAGAGAUUUGAGAAAAAUA
This is a messenger RNA of Pleuronectes platessa (European plaice), 652 nucleotides long. Its product is annotated as growth-regulated alpha protein. NCBI's taxonomy places the organism in Eukaryota, Metazoa, Chordata, Actinopteri, Pleuronectiformes, Pleuronectidae. Bases 16 to 435 code for a protein of 139 amino acids. Gene Ontology annotation, cellular component: extracellular region. The record is from RefSeq and is a predicted model, not a curated record. Gene Ontology annotation, biological process: chemokine-mediated signaling pathway; cellular response to lipopolysaccharide; neutrophil chemotaxis. Gene Ontology annotation, molecular function: chemokine activity; CXCR chemokine receptor binding. The transcript is spliced from 4 exons.